AUGUCCGCUUUUUCAACUCCAGAGCCUGGAUCUUUGCUGCUGCUGAAAGGCACUCGCGGCAACAGCGAGCGAAACGAUGGCCCAAACAGCCGAGAGGAGCAGAAUGACGAAGAAAAACACGGUAAACCGAGGGACCAAGCCAGCGCAGGAAGACGUCGACUUCUUUGUGCGGGUUUGAUUUUGAUACCAAUGAAAACAUUCGCCGGGAGGAAGGAGAAGGGGACCGAUUUGUACCAGAAGGCCAUCACGGCGCCAAAUCCAGAACAGACGGAGAUGCGCAAAAGAAUCAUGUUGACGAUAACAAGAACCAAACGCACUGAUAAAGUGAAGGGAAAUAGGGAGAUGCCUCUGCAAAGUGAUUUUGCGUAUCUCGUCGCGGACCCUCCCAGUCAUGCUCGUAGUGAGACCAGAACCGACCCCUUCGGGCAUGUUUCUGGUAAAACUUGCUACGACCCAACCGACACCCAACGACCUCGAGAUUGGGCAGCCUGUUCGCUAGAUCCAAGAUCAUUCGACGGACCGGAUACACCAGCGCGCUGCUCAACGGUCUCCAGUGCCGAGAAAAGCUUGUCCUUCUCGCAGAGUUCUUCUUGGGUUUCUCGACAGGCACAACGACCGUCGUAUUCGUCUAUUGUUGGCGAGAACUGCGUGUGGAACACCACCUCACGAAGGAGGCGAAGACGAGAACCACCAUAG
Messenger RNA from Macroventuria anomochaeta, 696 nucleotides. RefSeq lists its product as uncharacterized. The coding region runs from base 1 to 696 and encodes 231 amino acids. The transcript is spliced from 5 exons. Lineage: Eukaryota; Fungi; Ascomycota; Dothideomycetes; Pleosporales; Didymellaceae. The record is from RefSeq and is a predicted model, not a curated record.